Messenger RNA from Pygocentrus nattereri (red-bellied piranha), 5726 nucleotides. It is a transcript of the gene skic2, whose product is annotated as SKI2 homolog, superkiller viralicidic activity 2-like. The transcript has 29 exons. Lineage: Eukaryota; Metazoa; Chordata; Actinopteri; Characiformes; Serrasalmidae. Gene Ontology annotation, biological process: nuclear-transcribed mRNA catabolic process, 3'-5' exonucleolytic nonsense-mediated decay. Gene Ontology annotation, molecular function: RNA helicase activity; RNA binding; ATP binding. The coding region runs from base 121 to 3861 and encodes 1246 amino acids. The record is from RefSeq and is a predicted model, not a curated record. Gene Ontology annotation, cellular component: Ski complex.
GGAACCGACUGAGAGUCCACAAUAUUCCGACUCGUAACUUCCUGCGGUCGGUCUAUGUGUUGCUAGUUCGUGCAGGUUGAGGGAAUCAAGUGAAGCACACGCCUGGAUCUGAGGACAGAGAUGGAUAAGACAGAUUUGCCCCCACCUGGCCCGGAUGACCUGCCUCUCUCCUUGCUGGAGAUGGGCUGUUCAGGGAGAUUUGAGCUGCUCACGCAUCCACUGCCCAGCAACAAGGCUCUCCAUCCACAGAGCACUCUUCCUCAUGGGCUUCCUCCCACCAGUCUAGACCUGAAGAUGGAGGUGGAGAAGCGCUUCCUGCGUGAUCCUGCAUGGAUGCCCAUACAUGACACCACUGAUGCAUUCCAGAAGUUUCUUAAAUUGACUAAGAGGGACAGACAGGUGGACUCGUUGUUGCACUGUUCCCUCACUCCUCUGCACUCCGGCCUGUCUGUAGUGAGAGACCCCACCACCGGCCUGCUGCUGGACUUCACUGAGGUGUUACUGGAACAUACCGACUUGUCAGCAAAGAAUUCUUUAUCAUUGCAAAGGCAGCCAGGACCUCCAGCUGAGAGCCUCCGAGGAAGUAACACAAACUACCCCUUUUUGCCAGCUGGGAUGGAGGAGCUGACAUUAGAGCAGAUAAAGAAAAAAUCUGAGCUGGAGGAAGACAUUGACUUUGAACAUGAUUUACUGGCAGUGCCUCCGGGGUUUAAAGCGGGCAUGGACUUCAGUGACAAAGAAGCCAAAACCAUGAAAGCUGAAGUGAACCUGCUGUCGCUCCUGUCCAGUUUUGAUGACAUAAUUGAUCAAACACCCGAAGAAAAAGAAAAAGGCUCGGAAAGUGGAGAGACAUCAAAACUUCCCAGAACCAACAGCCUUGAGGAUCUGGGAAUCAAGGACGCACCUCUGCCCUCCCCUGCUCCACCUGAAGCCUCAGCUGUGGACAAAACAGAUGAAGGGAAGAAAAAAGACAAAGAGAAGAAGUGGGCGGUGCCUGUGGAUAUCACUUUUCCCUGUGAUGAUUUCUACAAACGGAUCCCUGAUCCUGCUUUUAAGUAUCCGUUUGAGCUGGACGUCUUUCAGAAGCAGGCCAUCCUCAGGCUGGAGGCUCAUGACUCUGUGUUUGUUGCUGCUCACACCUCAGCUGGCAAGACCGUGGUGGCUGAGUACGCCAUCGCUCUCUCACAAAAACACAUGACCAGGACCAUCUAUACCUCUCCCAUUAAAGCUUUGUCCAAUCAGAAGUUCAGAGAUUUUAAGAACACCUUUGGGGAUGUGGGCCUUUUGACCGGAGACGUCCAGUUGAACCCAGAGGCAUCCUGUCUCAUUAUGACCACUGAGAUAUUGAGGUCUAUGCUCUAUAAUGGCUCAGAGGUCAUUCGGGAUCUGGAGUGGGUCAUAUUUGAUGAGGUUCAUUACAUCAAUGAUGCAGAGAGGGGUGUAGUAUGGGAGGAGGUCCUGAUCAUGUUGCCUGAACAUGUGAGCAUUAUUUUGCUCAGUGCUACAGUGCCUAACGCAGUGGAGUUCAGCGAGUGGAUCGGGCGGAUUAAAAAGAGGCCUAUAUAUGUGAUCAGUACAGUGAAGAGGCCAGUACCCCUUGAGCAUCACCUCUACACAGGAAACAGCACCAAGACUCAGAAAGAGCUCUUUCUGCUGUUGGACGCCACAGGAGCCUUCCUUACCAAAGGGUACUAUGCUGCUGUGGAGGCCAAAAAGGAGCGCACCAGUAAACACGCUCAGUCAUUUGGCGCAAAGAACGCAUCACAGAACACCACACCCAGUCAGGACCGGGCCAUAUGGCAGACACUGCUGAACUAUCUGUCUCAGAGGCAGCAGACACCAGUGGUGGCGUUUACCUUCUCCCGCACACGCUGUGAUGAUAACGCUCGCUCGCUGACUUCUUUGGACCUGACCAGUUCUGUGGAGAAGAACGAGAUCCACUCCUUUUUCCAGAGUAGCCUAAGCAGGCUUAGAGGUGGAGACCGCCAGCUCCCACAGAUCCUGCUGAUGAGGGACUUGCUGAAGAGAGGAAUUGGAGUGCACCACAGUGGCAUCCUGCCAAUCCUCAAAGAGGUCAUUGAAAUGCUCUUCUCGAGAGGGCUUGUGAAGGUCUUGUUUGCCACAGAGACUUUUGCCAUGGGUGUAAACAUGCCUGCCCGGACGGUGGUAUUUGACAGCAUCCGCAAGCAUGAUGGAACUGGCUUCAGAAAUCUCCUGCCUGGUGAGUACAUUCAGAUGGCAGGGAGAGCUGGCAGAAGAGGGCUGGACGCUACAGGCACAGUAAUCAUCCUCUGUAAGAGUGGAGUCCAUGACAUGGGUGACCUGCAUGCCAUGAUGCUGGGCAAACCGACCAUUCUGCAGUCUCAGUUCAGGCUGACCUACACCAUGAUCCUCAACCUGCUGCGCGUGGAGGCCCUGAGAGUGACUGACAUGAUGCGCAGGAGCUUCUCGGAGAACCACAGGGACACACAAUCUCAUGAGAAGAGGAUAGCUGAGUUGAGAAAACUGCUGUCCUCCCUCCCUCCUCUGGACACAGAGGGUCAGUUGUCUGACUUGCUGUCAUAUUACCACACUGUUAAUGAACUGCGCAUCACAACAGAAGCCCUGCAGCAAGCAGUGAUGGAGUCAGUGAGCGGACUGAAGUCUCUGUCUGUGGGGCGGGUAGUCAUUGUCAACAACGUCCAGCAUUUAAACGCCCUGUCUGUCAUCUUACAGGUGUCCAAUGAUUCUGUGAAUCGGACAUUCACUGCCCUCAUCAUAUGUGAAAAAGGGAAUGAGGAGCCAUCAGGAGCUGCUCAGACAAACACGGACUUCAGACACCUCCACAACACCAGCCUUUUCAUUCCUGAGGGUCCUUGCAGUCACACAGUGCAGAAGCUGAAGGCUCAGGAUAUCACAGCCAUCACUGUUAAAACCCUGAAGGUCAUUCCAGAGAGAAUCAUUGACAACUAUAACAAGAGACAGCAGCCCCGCUUCAGAAUGGACCCACCUGGCCAGGCCAUUUCCACCGCAACCCAGGAGCUUCUGCGAUUGGCUGAGGCCAACCCAGACGGCAUUGCGACCCUUGACCCUGUCAAUGACCUUCACCUGAAGGGUGUGGAUGUGGUGGAGGGAGUGAUGAGGCAGCGAGUGCUCCAGGACAGUCUGAAGGACUUCCACUGCACUCACUCGCCCACCUUCACUGAGCAGUUUGCCCGUGUGCAGGAGAGGAUGAGUCUACAGGAGGAACUGGAUAGGCUGCUGUUUUUGGUCUCUGAUCUGUCCCUCACGCUGCUGCCAGAGUACAAUCAGAGGAUUAAGGUGCUGAAGGAACUGAAAUACAUUGAUGAGAGCGAUGCGGUGCAGCUGAAGGGCCGUGUGGCUUGCCAGAUCAGUAGCCAUGAGCUGCUGCUGACUGAGCUGCUGUUUGAAAACACUCUGAGCCCUUUAGCCCCAGAGGAGAGCGCUGCCCUGCUGUCUUGCCUCGUCUUUACGCAGAACACGCAGAUAGAGCCGCACAUCCCCAACACAAUACAAGAGGGGAUUGACCGGGUGUUGUGUGUAGCUCAGCGAAUCGGCGAGCUACAGAGGGAGUGUGGCAUCGCACAAACGGCUGAAGACUUCGUGUCCCAGUUCAAGUUCGGCCUGACCGAGGUGGUGUACUGCUGGGCCAGAGGCAUGCCGUUUGCUGAGAUCGCCCAGCUGACGGACGUGCAGGAGGGGACGGUGGUGCGCUGUAUUCAGAGACUGGACGAGGUUCUGAAGGAGGUGAGACAGGCUGCUCGCAUCGUCGGGGACUCCGUGCUGGGCAGUAAGAUGGAGAGAGCAUCACUGGCCAUCCGCAGAGACAUUGUGUUCACAGCCUCUCUCUACACACACUGAGGGAGCGAGGGAUGCAGCACGACUUCCCCAGUGUGUUAGCGAGAGGAAUGAUGGACAAGAAAAGCUCCAAUCCAGUUAGAGAUGACUGCAUGAACUGCAGGAAAUCCCCUAAUCAAAGGGAUACAUAUGUUUGUUUGUGUUUGUAUGUACAGUACUGUACAAAAGCCAGAGAGCCCCUAUUUCAUUUCCAGUCAGAAAGGCCAUUAUGUACUAGUUAUUAAUUUUUCAGUGUUGUAAAAAAGCAGGAAACAUAUUUAGCAGGUAAUUGCCCAGUUCUCUUGUGUAUUUAGUGUCUUCCCAACAAAAUCUGUUCCUAAAGGACGCAGUGUUCGCCUUCAAAGAGACACUACCAUUCACACAAGCGACUCAGCUUAGCUGCCUUCAGAUGCCUUUUUCCAUGUACAUCUAAAAUGACUUAACCCUCUACUGCAUGCGUUGUAAGAACAAUUCAAAAAAUAAAUAUCCGAUCCAUUUUUCUUGAAUAAAAUGGACCCGAUUAUUAAAUAUCAAAAAAAAAAAUGUAAUAAUGUGUGCAGGGGUCAUUUUGGGGUGUGUUGUCUUGAGGCAAUGUUGAGUGACAAUGGGAAGAAAGUAUAUCGGGCUGGGCUCCCUGAAGUGGUGAGACCUGGCUUGUGACUGGUCAAAUCUAUUCCACUGUCGCACAAUGUUGCUUCUAGGCAACAAACAUAUUCUGCAGAUUCUCAUAACCAAAAAAAUUGAAACAAUGUUAAAAAAAGACCAAGAACAUGCUAUUUAUUAAGAUGCUCACCCCAACUCUUCCCUUUAUUGUCAACGCUGACACUGUCUUUAAAUAUGUAUAAUGUUAUUGUAAAGUGAGGAAAAUGGAUUUGUUGCCGUGAGGCGACAUUGUGCAGUAGAGGGUUAAGGAGAUUACAAAUAAAGGAGAUUACAAAUAAGAUAAUCCGCUUUCAUAAUAAAUGGAAGGAAACAAUUUGAAAAAGCAGGAGUUAAAAUAAAAAGAUUGAGCUACAGUAAAAAUGGGACUCCUGGAAGACACUAAAACUGCCCCCAUCAGAUAAACAGCACUUAAAGCUUUCAUCUUUGAGAGGAGAAAAUCGAGCUGCUUCAGAUCUGAAAACAUCCACAGGUGUUUCUGUCCAUCCUUCCACUGUGAGAAGACCACUCAGCGCUGUGGGUCUGAAAGGAUGUGUGGCUGUUCAAGACGAACCUCGCUGAGAGAAGGAGACGGACACAAAUUAGGAAAAUUUGCACUAGAACACAAACUGGACAUCUGAGAUGUGGAAUAAAGUUUGUGGACUGAUUACUGUAAAUUUCUAAUUGGGAUUAGUAGGAUUGUGGGACGCAAAUGGUGGAACCAGCUUUCUUCAGAAAAAAAACUGAAAGCGAUUUUCCUAAAAAAGGAUGGAAGCUUUUAGAAAACAGAAGGUUGGCCAUAUUAAAUACUGUAAAAAAAUUGAUGUUUAGUUGGUGAGGUUUCAGUGUAAUUUUCUCUACCGAUUUUGUCUGGAAGUGUAAAGAAUGAGGGCUACUAUCUGCCUUUGCACUGUACUGUAUAUAUCAGUAAAAGCACUGCAGAUCAGAAAAAAUUGCUGAAGGAAAAAAUGUCCUUUCAGCACGACAGUGAGAUGCAUUACACCCAUCAUGGCUAUGAUCCCCUGAAGAUACUAAAGUCUAACGAUUGUAGCAAAAUUGACUCAGAUGUGUACUUGAAUUACAGAACAUGUUUACAUUUUGUGUGUGUGUUUGAGAGAGAGUGUGCCUGCUUUGCUAGCAAAUGCCUCAGAUUACAGAAGAAAUCUGUACAGAAUUGGAUACCGAGAACAAACCCAGUCAUGGACUGUAAUACAUUAUACAGUAAUAAAUUCCACUGUAUAUGGAAAGAA